GGUCCCAGAACACAGAUGCCCAUUGAGGCGCCUGCUGGCCCGGGCAGCGCGCUACUGGCAGCGACUCGAACAGAGCGGUGUCGGCUACACCCCGACUCUAACGCACCGACUUUCCCCUCCUCUGGGAUGGCCACCCGUGGCGGGUCGUUUCGGCUGCGCUGGGUCCUCGUCCUCACCAUCUCAGCUGCCGCGGCCACCAUUCUGGCUUUAGAGGUGACGGAGGGAGGCUACGUCAGUCUGUCCUGCCGUUACUCCGUCAAACGCUACGGUCUGAGCCGCGUGUGCUGGGGCCGCGGCUGCGGCACGCUCUGGUGCAGCGACAUCCUCGCACAGACCGACGGGACCGGCGUCAUUUCCAAGGUCUCGGACAAGUACCGCGUCACGGGCGACGUCCUGUCAGGGCAGGUGGACCUCAUCAUUCCCAGGGUGAACCGGAUGGACAGCGGCCCGUACUGCUGCAGAGUGGACAUCGAUGGCUACUUCAACGACAAGAAGGUUGUCUACACGCUGAGGGUCGUGAAAGCUCCUGCAGUGACAACCAUGCCAACACCCACAGCCCCACCCACUCCAGAACCACACAUACCUACGGACCCAGUGUGGGAGGAGGAGUCAUCGCAUCUGGAUGUCUCAAAACGCAACUCCAGCCUCAAGUCUGGAAGCGUUGAGGAGAAGCCCAUCCCCAGCCUGUCCCUCCAGGUCAACAUCCCCGUGCUCUCUCUGUCUCUCAGCCUGCUGCUGGUGCUGCUGCUGGGCUCUCUGGCACUGCUGGGGUUCAAACGUAGGGAAGAUCCACCGAAGGUUCCUGAAGAGGGGAAGCCUGUCGACACUGGAGCCCCGUCACAUCAUCUAUGAGAUCCAGACCAGGAGGCCCGUGGAGGAGAACAUCUACACCCUGGACUAGGACAUCAUGGACACACACCCUGCCCCAAGCAACAGACAUACAUGGGGCUGACCACACCCGACCACGUGACCACCUCACCUUCUCUAACUGCAGAGGUGUGCUCUUCUCGCGCGUGAAUUUCCGGAGACAACU
Molecule: messenger RNA, 1033 nt
Organism: Megalops cyprinoides (Indo-Pacific tarpon)
Lineage: Eukaryota; Metazoa; Chordata; Actinopteri; Elopiformes; Megalopidae
Gene: timd4
Product: T cell immunoglobulin and mucin domain containing 4
Exons: 7
Coding region: 16-852 (278 amino acids)
Source: RefSeq, a predicted model, not a curated record